Molecule: messenger RNA, 825 nt
Organism: Miscanthus lutarioriparius
Lineage: Eukaryota; Viridiplantae; Streptophyta; Magnoliopsida; Poales; Poaceae
Source: the annotation of a GenBank genome assembly
AUGGAGGAACUACUCGGCUCGUCGCACAAGGAUCCUCCAUCGCAUUUCAGUACGGCUGAACUAGGAACCAUUGAUUGGGGUCCAACGCCCUUGUACUUGGAGAGAGUAUCUGGAUCGUCGGACAACGAUCCUCCCUCCGAGAUCUGCCAUCCCGCCCGCCCGGAGCACAAGCUGAAGCUGAUGACAGACGCUGGCGCGCCGUUCUUGUGCGACGGCUGCAAGGAGCCCGGUUACGGGCCCAGGUACAGGUGCGACUACGGCGGCGGCCAAUCCAUGGACGACCUCCACACGCGUUGCGCACUCGCCGGGGAUCCUCUGGUGCAUCCUCUGUUCGGCUACGGCAAGCAGUUCGAGUUCCGGUUCCUCCAUGAGGCCCCGUCGUCCCCGGUCCACGAGGGCAGGAGGGUCUGCGACGCUUGUGGCGAGGCCACGAGGGGUUUCGUCUACCACUGCUCCGAGCAAGACCUCGACCUCCACCCGUGCUGCGCGGCCCUGCCGGACCGCAUUGUCCUGGACGGCCGUGCCUUCGAUCUCCACCGGAGGGCAUCGCGGCCGUGUGCAUUGUGCCCAGAGAAUGAGGGCCAACGCCGUUGGUUCUGGGCGUACCGCUGCGACGUGGACGGCGAGGCUGUAGACCUGCACGUGGCGUGCCUCAAGGAAACGGCUCGCCGCAGCUGGGAGGCCAACAACCGAAACCAGGACGACGUGGGUGGUGGCGCCCUGAAUGUCGACCACAUGCUUGAGAACAUGUUUGGCGAGAUUGCAGGGACCGUUGCUAGCUUCAUCACGGCGCUGGUUUUUGGGAACCUCAUUGUCAAGAUGUAG